AUGGACGUCGAUGCGCCGCUCGGUGUUGGCGGCUAUGGCGCCGUGUACAAAGGCACGUACAACGGUCGCUCGGUUGCCAUCAAGACAGCAGUUGGGCCCGACGGUGCGGCGACUCUUCUCGACGAGACAAAGACGAUGCUCCUGUGUCGCUCGCCCUAUGUGCUGGAGCUUCUCGCAGUCACCAAGGCCCCAAAUCCCAAGCUCAUUCUCGAGUACAUGGACGCGGGCGAUCUGCGCAGCUACCUCGACGCCAAGCGCCUCAAUCAACCGACCAAGGUGGAUGUCUCAUCAUUAGAGGUUGCGUGGGUCGUUGCCAAUGCCCUCGCCGACCUACACCACGACGGUCUCCUCCACCGCGACAUCAAGAGCCCGAACGUACUCCUCUGCUCUCAAAACUACAUCAAGCUCGCCGACCUCGGGAUCGCGCGCGAGUACGAGUCAAAUAUGACCAUGGGCAUUGGGACACUGCGGUGGAUGGCCCCCGAGCUCCUGAAUCCACAGCAACGUUACAACUCGGCGGCCGACAUGUAUGCGUUUGGCGUGCUCUUGACCGAGCUCGACUCACUGGCCGUGCCCUUUGCGAACGAGACGUCGGUGCCUACGAUCAUGCGCAAGCUCGGCGACGGUGCGCUCACGCCCGAGUUCACGCCGUCCUGUCCGACUUGGCUCAAGGACCUUGCGACCGCAUGUGUCUCUUUCGAUCCGAAAAUGCGUCCGACAGCGCAAGAGGUCAUCCACGACCUCCGCAAGCAGCUCGUUGGGCAACCGAGCCAACCCACGACGACUGCCAUCAUGAACAUACCAGAGACAUCGCUGUCGAUCCUCCCCAGUGCGCCAGCAGCAGAAAUGGCGCGGGCAAUGCCUCUCCGCGAAGAAGUUGAGCCGGAGGAUAUGCCGUCGAGUCUCGUCGCGCAAUUUUCAUUCAAUCCACGCCACUUGACGACGUCGUCAUCUUGGUCCUCAAAAGGCGAGCCGACGCCCGAGCCGCCCCACGCCAACGCUUCGCCAAUGGUAUCCGGCAACACCGAGAUGAACUCGCUUGGGGUGACAAGUCUUGUCUGCCAGCUCUGCAACACGACCAACAGUCUUCUCGACGAGACGUGCGCGGAUUGCGCCGAGUCGCUGCCGCCCGCUCCGUUCAAACUCAAAAUUCUCGUGCGCCGCCUGGCCACGCACAGCGUACAUCACAUUGCCACCACGAUUGCGUGCUUUACGUGCAGCGACGUUUCUCCGAUGACGCGCGCCGCGUGCGACUGCGGCGAAGAGUUUCCUCCUGACGCUGCCAAACUCCACAUGCUCUUCAAGCGCAUCGAGCUCGCAGGCAGCAACUCGACGCCAUAAGAAUGCAACCGAGUCGUUAUAGAGGAUGAUGUUCCGUCUCGUC
Molecule: messenger RNA, 1384 nt
Organism: Saprolegnia diclina VS20
Lineage: Eukaryota; Oomycota; Saprolegniomycetes; Saprolegniales; Saprolegniaceae
Product: TKL/TKL-UNIQUE protein kinase
Exons: 4
Coding region: 1-1341 (446 amino acids)
Biological process (GO): protein phosphorylation
Molecular function (GO): protein kinase activity; ATP binding
Source: RefSeq, a predicted model, not a curated record